AUGGAAGACAUGGAAUCGGAAUUCAGCGGUCCUGAUGAGAAUCCAUGGCCACAUUUGACUGAGUAUGUGGAAUUUGUAUCCAGAUCGGGCCAGCAAAUAAUUUUUGCGUGUAAGCGAUGCUUGCCGAAAGACACCAAAAUAAAAGUUCAUGUAUCAAGCCUGAAUAAUUUGAAACAACAUGUAAGAAGGGUACAUGAGUCACAGUACGUACAGUUUGAAGAGACUGUAAAGGCGGCCUCUAACCGGGGCAAGACAAAAAGGAGAACUUAUUCUGCCGAUGAUGAUAGCACAAGUAGCAGUAAUUCUAAUCCCGUUAAAAGAAGAAUUCAACAGGGUCGACAGCUGAGCAUCGGGGAAUCGUUCGGGAUUGCAGCUACUGGCAGCGGUGUAAACAAAAGUUAUUUGGGCAUGACAGUUCACUGGUUAGAUGCUAUCACAAGAGCCAGAAUGCAUGCAGUAUUAACGUGCAUACGCCUAAAAGGUCACCAUACAUACGACAUCCUGGCCCAAGACUACUCCGUAGUAGUCUGCCAUUAUCCGUAUAAUGGCAGUAACUUUGUAAAGGCAUUUGUGCAAUUCGGCUCGGAGAUCGACAUACUUCCAGAGUUGCCAUCAUGUGAUUUAGAGUCUGAGUUUGACCCUGAUAUUGCCAAUCUUUUAAAUCCAAACUCAGAAGAAAAUGAUGACUUAGAAUUUAUUUCAGUAGAAAGCAUACUGAAUGCUCCUGAUCGUCUCCAGUGCAAUGAAAUCAAUGAACAGAUAUUAGAAAACUUUAAUACUUUGCCAGUUCACAUGAGAUGUGCUGCACAUACGUUCAAUCUGGUCGCUAGCAAAGAUGCAGAUGCUGCUCUACAAAUAACUGUUUUCAAGACUCCCUACAGAAGUGCCUUAGCCAAGGCACGUACUCUCUGGAAUCAGCAAUCACGUAGUACGGUAGCGGCAGAUAGCAUUCAUGCUGAAUUAGGCAGACGACUUGUCCUUCCAAAUACGACGAGGUGGAACUCUCUGUAUGAUGCUAUUGUCGUUCUCAACAGUAUAUUGGAAACAAAAAGGCCUUCUCUUCACAGGGUUAUGACUCAACUAAAAAUUCUAACUUUCAAUGACCAAGAUGUGACUGUAAUGAAAGAGUACGCAAAGGUUAUGGCACCUGUCGCGAAUGCCCUCGAUCGUAUCCAAGGAGAAGCUCAAGCAUAUCUCGGAUCACUACUACCGACGAUUGCAGCAACUGUCUAUAAAUUAAAAAAUAUUAAAUCUAAGGGCCUAGUAAAUUGCACAGCUUUAGCCAAUGCCUUAUUAAAUGGCAUAGAGAAAAGGUUUGGUCCACUCCUGAAUGAUGAACAGUGCCUACUUGCCGCGGCAUUUCACCCAAAGUUCCGGUUGAUAUGGCUGGAAACGUAUGACAGCAGUAGAGUGGAUGCAGUAAAAAAGGUCAUGGAAAAAAAGGUAGAAGAUGCUUUACGACAAGAAGCAGCGGAAAAUUCGAAGGACAGAGAUAGUUUAACUGGCGGAGGGAGCAAUGCGAGUAACAACGAUGAUGACGAGGAGGAAGACUUUUUCAAUUCUGUCACUCAGUCUAUAGAAAAACCAAAGAGCUCCAACUCUUUAAAGUGUAAAGCGCAAAGUCUCGUUAAAAUGUGGCUGGACAUGAAAUCAAAAGACUCGUUCAACGAUGCUGCAUUCCUCGGGGAACAGAUAUUUAUAAAUCUAUUUAUUAAAUACAAUACUGCUAUACCCUCAAGCGCUGCAGUUGAACGUCUGUUUUCCACGGGUAAAGACAUUUUAACACCAAAACGAGCCUCGCUUUCAGACGAGAACUUCAACAUGUUAAUGUUCAUGAAGGGGAAUAUGCACCUUAUGCCCGACGAUUAAAUUACACAUUUGAAUUAUACAAGUAUUUUGUUUUAUUCCUAACCUGUUAACUUCCAGAACCUAAACCAACAAGUUGUAUAAGUUCACAAACGCAACGAUAUAAAAAUGCAAUUUUACACAUAUUAACGGAUUAACGAUUAACGUUAACUUGCGUUAAUUCUUCCGAAAUGUAACGCUUUAACGCUUAACGAAGCUAACUUUUUUUGUAGCGGAUUAACGAUUAACGAAGUUAACUAUUUGAUUAA
Molecule: messenger RNA, 2114 nt
Organism: Leptinotarsa decemlineata (Colorado potato beetle)
Lineage: Eukaryota; Metazoa; Arthropoda; Insecta; Coleoptera; Chrysomelidae
Source: RefSeq, a predicted model, not a curated record